Messenger RNA from Spizellomyces punctatus DAOM BR117, 1621 nucleotides. RefSeq lists its product as uncharacterized. The coding region runs from base 125 to 1498 and encodes 457 amino acids. The transcript is spliced from 6 exons. Gene Ontology annotation, molecular function: chloride channel activity. NCBI's taxonomy places the organism in Eukaryota, Fungi, Chytridiomycota, Chytridiomycetes, Spizellomycetales, Spizellomycetaceae. The record is from RefSeq and is a predicted model, not a curated record.
CAUUGAAGCCAAAGGUAAACAGCGUUUGGUUAGGCAUGACCCACAGAGAUGGAGACGCGUACUUGCACGCGUCCUCGUCCGCGAGCUCUCUGUUGCUGGAGCAUUAUCCCACAAAAACUUGAGAAUGGAACGACCACCAGGGUUAACAAAAUCCGAUACAGCUUUUCCUACUGAGGUACGCUUCGCCCAUUAUCAUCCCUAUUUUCGGAACGUGGCCUUUAGCUAUGCCGAGAGUCUACUGGGUGCCCUACGAUAUAAGAACACGAUAGUUCCCAAGGUAGCUCCAGUUAUAUCUGUACUGUCUCUUUGGGCGGCCUUUGUUGUGGUUGUCCACAACAUGGGCUUGAAACUUGCUAUGGACGACAAAUUGAUAGCGAUUCUUGGUGUAUCACUGGCUAUGCUGUUAGCUUUUCGUAUCAAUCGCGGGUUUGAACGUUAUUGGCAGGGCGCUCAGCUAUGGACCGCAUUAUCCAUCCAAAUCAGAACCCUAAGCCGCCUGCUUUGGAACGGUGUUCGUACACCCUCACCAGAAGCUUAUCAAGAGAAGCUCCAAAUAAUGAAGCUCCUCUUAGCUGUUGCAAUUGCUACAAAAUAUGCGUUACGAGGCGAAAAUGCCCUUGAACAGCAAGAGUUGAUCCGAUUGCUUCCCCAUGGCUACGGGAGUCAGUCUUAUCGAUCCAGUCUCGUAGAUUUUGGUCCUGAGGCCAAUGCAGCUCUGAAUGAGGAAAGGACGUCGGAGCAAGCGACUGGCGGUAGCACUGGUGGCGCGACCUCAGGCAGUAGGGAUGGGUAUGAGGGCAAAGAUAUUGGGCUGCGUACCCACCCUCCACUAGUAUUGCUCCGACAUCGAUCUAGUUAUAGCAAGGGAUCUGCAAUAUCUAGUGUAGCGCCGUCGCCACCCCCAUAUUCACGUCCUUAUCCCGUGUACCGAAGACCUUUCGGGCCGCAACCAGAAACGAAUGUACUGGUAAUAAAUGCGCCAUUAGAUAUUAUUCACAGAAUCAGCGCAUACGUCCGUCGCCAACGGCAGCAGAGCACAGUGGAUUUAGAGGACACUCCUUCAAUAUCAAACGCCAUCAAUGCGAUGAUAGAUGCCGUAUCAAAAUUCGAGCAGAUUCUAUAUAUACCUAUGCCUAAAUCGUACGACAUUCAUCUGAAGCAGAUACUGCUGGUAUAUUUCCUAGCUCUACCCUUUCAACUUGUCCGCCAACUAGGAUGGCUACUGAUACCCGUCACUAUAAUCACCUCCCUAGCCUUCUUUGGGGCAGAUGCAAUAGCGGGAGAAAUUGAAGAACCAUUUGGGACGGACGAAGUUCGUGACAGCAUCCAUCAUUUACUACCAUCUCGAUUAAAGCCAGUGGCUGACUUUUGUCCCUUUUUCGCAGAACGAUCUUCCUAUCGACUAUUUCUGCGGCAAAUUGCGCGGCGAUAUAGAGUAUAUCAUGGAAAUGGUUUUGGAUGUAGAAGACGAAGACGAGAUAGAGGAGGUGGCGACUGAACCUAAGAAAGAGUCAUAAUGGUAUUAGAUGCACAGGACUUUAUCCAACAUUGUAAAUAGUCGGGACAACACAUGAUAUUAUGUGCAUUUACCAUGGUUUCAAUCUUAUGGAAUUCUCUGCGA